This is a messenger RNA of Punctularia strigosozonata HHB-11173 SS5, 1613 nucleotides long. RefSeq names its product acid protease. Lineage: Eukaryota; Fungi; Basidiomycota; Agaricomycetes; Corticiales; Punctulariaceae. The transcript is spliced from 6 exons. The coding region runs from base 39 to 1466 and encodes 475 amino acids. Gene Ontology annotation, biological process: proteolysis. The record is from RefSeq and is a predicted model, not a curated record. Gene Ontology annotation, molecular function: aspartic-type endopeptidase activity.
CCGCUCUUGCCCUCCAUCUGCUCCGUCGCGAACCCGUCAUGAACCUGGUCCUGGCAUCUCUGAUCGUCUACGCUGCUCUGGCGCAAGCUUCGCCGCACCCUCCUUCGAUGGAUGCGAACGGCGGCUCGUCGGUGCAUUUGCCUAUGAUCCGACGAAAUAUCCAGUGGACGCCUGAACGAGUGGGGGCGUAUGCUGACCAUGCGAGGGCGAAGUAUGGUUACCCAACGGUGGCCAGCAGGCCUCGACUAGCGCGGAAUACGGCAGGCGUGGCGAUCAUGAACGAGGGGUUCGAUGCAAGUUACGUUGCGCAAGCGACCGUUGGAACGCCGGGGAAGCAGUUCCUGGUCGUGUUAGACACAGGAUCCUCGGACUUCUGGCUGCCGGCCUCGAGCUGCCAAGGAUGUCAGACGUCUGCCCCGACGUUCGACUCGAGUGCGAGCAGCAGCUUCAGCACUCCGUCGGGCUCGAUCUCGAAGGGCGAGAUCACGAUUCCGUACGGGUCUGGUCAAGUGAGCGGUACCCUCGGUACCGACUCCGUCGAGCUCGCCGGCUUCACCGUCACGGACCAGACGUUCCUCGUCGCCGAUCAGAUCAGUCAGGAUUUCUUCUCUGGAGAGGCUGACGUGAGCGGGAUCAUGGGACUUGCGUUCGAGAGCAUAUCGUCGACGAAGGCCACACCGUGGUGGCAGACACUUGUGAACAACGAUCUGCUCGACCAGCCGAUGAUGUCGUUCUGGCUCGCGCGUGCAUCGCGGACGUCGAGCGACCAGGAGCAGCCUGGUGGGGUGUUUACCCUCGGAACUGCGAACACGAGUCUGUUCUCCGGCGACAUCGAGUAUAUCAAUCAACCCUCUGGACUGAGUGCAUCGUGGUGGCUCUUGGAAAUGAGUAAGCUUACGGUCCUCGGUCAGACUGUGCAGAUAUCCACAGGAGACAGCGCGAUCGCAGCUAUCGACACCGGCACGACUCUUAUAGGCGGUCCCUCUCAAGAUGUCACGAACUUUUGGAGUACCGUCCCCGGCUCGCAAUCAUUGGGAGGCUCCAAUCAGGGCUUCUGGUCAUAUCCUUGUAGCACGAAGCUGAACGCAACGCUCAACUUUGGCGGGCGCGAUUGGCCGAUCAGCGAGGAGGACAUGCAGUUUCAGCAGCUCGACCAGAAGGGGGAGACGUGCCAAGGCGCGCUGUUCGAUAUCUCGGCCGGCUCGAACCUGCCAAGUGGGAGCGGCAAUCCUGCAUGGAUUGUUGGCGAUACGUUCCUGAAGAACGUGUACACCGUGUUCAGGGCCUCGAACCCACCGGCCGUGGGUUUUGCGGAGUUGUCCACCACGGCGGGUGGAAGCGGUAUUGCACCAGGCUCGGCUCCUGCCGAGAUACAGUCGGCGGGGUUCAGGUCGGCACGUUUGUCGACAGGCGCGUUGGCUUCCGCUUUGUUCGUGCUCGUGAUCAGAAUGUUUUCUUUGUUAUGAGAAAUCGAGCUCCUUGGACGAUGAUUGAUAGGUACUGCUAAUGGCCCUUUGCACACUGUAUAUUGAUUUGAAGCAACUCAUUAACUUUGUAUAAUGGACUGUAAUGUUUUAUAGUGAUACGAUAUGGUACAUUCAGCUCCCCCCGAG